AUGAUCAAGGCCGCCUUCCUCCUUGCCUUCUUCGCCAUCCUGGCCGUCGCCUCUGGCGCCCCCAUCGAGCUCGCCUCCGAUGAUGCCGGCACUCUGGUCAACUCCGCCACCAACCCGUGCGAGAGCUCGCUGCGCGACUUCGCCUACGCCAUCCGCAACGAGUCUUCCCGUUGCAACAGCUCCUCCAUCUCCGCCGCCGUGACCUACGCCAACUGCGUGGUCACCACUGCCAACAAGUUCGACGGCAAGCCGGUCGACACCUCCAAGGCCUUCGAGGACUGCUCGGAGAUCGUCAUCAGCCACCGUGACUGGUGCAAGAAGCACGAGCCCGAGUCUUCUGCUGCCAAGGCCGACCUCUCCUACUUCACUUGCCCCACUCGCUACCAGACCUUCGCCGGCAACAAGAGCUUCCCCAAGAAGGGUUGCGACAACAUGUCCGCCGAUAAGAUCAAGGCUAAGUUCGAGAAGAGCUGCAUCUCCGGCGGCUUCGCCGGUGUCUCUCUCGACUCCCUGUGCAACAACAAGAAGUGCAUCGCCGCCAUGGAGGACGCCCACGAGUGUGGCAUGGACCGCUACGCCUCUCCUCACUCCGUUUGCGCUCUCCUCAACAACACCUUCUCCUUCUCGGUCUUCUGCCCGGAGGACACCGUUGGCUACAAGACCUUCACCAAGUUCGACUGCAAGGUCCCUGCUCACGCCUACGACUACAGCGAGAAGACCACCGACUUCAAGCCCAUCGAGAAGCCCAAGCAGACUGGCUCUGGCUCCUCCUCCGCCUAA
Fonticula alba is the source of this 780-nucleotide messenger RNA. RefSeq lists its product as hypothetical. The transcript has a single exon. The record is from RefSeq and is a predicted model, not a curated record. Bases 1 to 780 code for a protein of 259 amino acids. NCBI's taxonomy places the organism in Eukaryota, Rotosphaerida, Fonticulaceae.